This is a messenger RNA of Tripterygium wilfordii, 836 nucleotides long. RefSeq lists its product as uncharacterized. The transcript is spliced from 3 exons. Lineage: Eukaryota; Viridiplantae; Streptophyta; Magnoliopsida; Celastrales; Celastraceae. The record is from RefSeq and is a predicted model, not a curated record. Bases 429 to 623 code for a protein of 64 amino acids.
UACAUGACUAUUUUAGAUAUGACGAUUCGGAGGUUUAGAUAGUGGCUAGUAUGUGUUCGACGAAAUGCCUGUUAGAGAAAUCUCCUUCACAUACGGAUUAGAAUGCGCUAGUGGUUCUCUUUUCACGGUUUUCCUCUUUAUAUUAAAUGGCCCAAAUUCGGUUUCAUUUAGUGUUUGUUAGUAGUGAUUUUCUUUUUUCUGUUAUCCGGGAAGGAUAUAGUUUGUUCAGUUGUAAGCCAUUUGAGUCGAUUUCGUUUCUAUUUUUCUUGUUUCUUGUGAAUUCCUAUAUGGAGUUAUGUAUUCUGAAGCUGUUUGACGAGUUGAGCUGCCACUCCUUUGUGUCGUGCCGAAGCACCAACAUGAAUACAGCUGAUCCAGACAUUGCCAGCUAGUCUAGGCUUAGAGCUAAGAUCUAAUCAUAAAGAAAGAUGCCGCAUAGAACCCGGCCUAUGACAGCGCUUUUGGUGUUUACAGGACUCAAUGCAGUUUUAGUGUCAACCAUUGGUUCAGUGUAUGAUUUUGUGUGCUUCCUUCCUUACUGGGAAAGACGGAGAGAACGUCGCCGACAGGAUCGUGAAGCUUCUUUAGGAAAUGGUUCUCCACCCACGCUGAAGGGUACUUGAGGUCAGAAUAUUAAAGUCAAUGACACUCUUAGCACAUUUAUAUUGUAUCUUGAUAUGCAGUAGCUGUUUUCCUUAUGAAUAUUGAGGGAAAAGUAAGUUUGAAUAAACGAAUAUCUUCAUGUCCAGCUACAAUUUGUAGAACAAUAUCUGUCAAUUUUAGAACUUGAUAUAUGUGGGAUGCUGCACCAAAGAUUUUAUGGAAAUGGUUUACAU